AUGAGCAUGCUCUGGCGGCCAACCGGCAGGCAUGCGCAUGCAGACUUCAUAAUGGCGGAGGUCACGAGAGAGAUGCGUCAGCCAAAGCCUCAAGAGGAGGCUGUCGUGUCGCUGCUGCAGUCCGCCCUGAACCUGAGCUCUGCACCUGAUAAGAUUGGGCAGGCACUAUAUCGCUUGAUGGCUGCACAUAUGCGAUUUAAGGGCCCAUCAUCAGCAGCAGGGGGGUUGGGGGACAUGUACAAUUUCCCAAGCCUCCUGAACCCCUUCAAGAAUGACAUGCCGAACUGGCAGAGGGAGAAAGUGUCAGAGGGAUUCAGGUUAGCAGGCGACAAGAUCCUGCAGGAUGGGGCCUGGGAGCAGGCGAAGCUAAUGUACAGCCUGAGCCUGGACAUGAAUCUGUGCAAUUUUAAUGCCCUGUGCAACCGCGCUCACAUCAACCUGGAGCUGAAGUUUUACAAGGAGGCUGCAGCCGAUGCCACCGCGGUGAUCUCAGCCAGAGGAGGCGGCAACAAGGCAAUGCUUGAUGACGCACGCAGGAGGCGUUCUGAGGCGUACCUCUGGCUGGGCAAAACUCUCAACGCAUGCGCUGACCUGAACAGUGUCAGGAACAAAUCCCAUGAAGACGUUGUCCGCCUGGGGUUACUAGUGGCCACUCAAGCUCUUGACGGGUGGAAAGGCGCGUAG
Coccomyxa subellipsoidea C-169 is the source of this 684-nucleotide messenger RNA. RefSeq lists its product as hypothetical. Gene Ontology annotation, molecular function: protein binding. The record is from RefSeq and is a predicted model, not a curated record. The coding region runs from base 1 to 684 and encodes 227 amino acids. The transcript is spliced from 6 exons. NCBI's taxonomy places the organism in Eukaryota, Viridiplantae, Chlorophyta, Trebouxiophyceae, Coccomyxaceae.